AUGACAGGGAGUAGCUUAGGGAUUUUACUGUACAUUGAAGCUGUGUUUGGAAUGGGAUCAGAUCUGUUUUAUUGCUUCUCAUUGUUCCUGUUCUCAAUACCAAUUUCAUUUGGUUUGUGUCCUGAUGGGCAAGCUUUGCUUGCUCUGUCAAAGAACUUGGUGUUGCCAUCCUCCAUUAAAUCAUCUUGGAACUCAUCUGAUCCUAAUCCAUGUGAUUGGUGGAAUGAUUCCGGCUUCCUUGUUUCAGAAUGGGCAUUUGGAGACAGUUUAUCUGAACCAGAACAAACUCACCGGGCCGAUCCCCGCCAGCAUAGGAAAGUUGUCCAGUCUCCAAAUACCUUUGGUUAUCUGAAAAUCAGCUGUCAGGGAAGGAUUCCUCUCAGUUCAAGCAGCUUGCGGGCAGCUGCAAAUGUUCAUAUCGUUCAAUCGUUUCAAGGUGAGAUCCCGGCAUGGCUGGGAAAUUGCAGUAAUUUGACAGUGUUUGCUGUUGUAGGGCAAUCGGCAUAUGAGAACCAGCUUGAAGGCAUUAUUCCAAGAGAAUUGGGUCAGCUGUCUAAUCUCAAAACUCUCCGUCUGUUUACAAACUACUUCACCGGUGAGUUUCCGGUUGAGAUUUGGAGGAUCAAGAGCCUCGAAGAGGUUCUUGUUUACAACAACUCUCUCUCUGGGCUUUUGUCUCCAGUGAUGACUGAACUUAGAAACCUUAAGAAUGUCACUCUUUUCAAUAACCGGUUUAGUGGUGUCAUACCUCAAGGGUUGGGGAUCAACAGUAGUUUAGUGCAAAUUGACUUCACUAAUAAUAAUUUUGUUGGAGGCAUCCCACCAAAUAUCUGUCAUGGGAAACAAUUGGAGGUUUUGAACUUGGGUUAUAAUUUACUCGAAGGUAAUGUGCCUGCCGAUGUCGGGAACUGUUCAAGUCUGAGGAGGCUGAUUCUUAGGAAUAACAAGCUCAGUGGUUCUCUACCUGAUUUUGCUGAGGAUUCAAGCCUGUUGUACAUGGAUUUGAGGGAGAAUAAUUUGAAUGGGCCAUUACCUCCAAGUGUGGUUCCAUUGAGCCUGAAAAACUUGUUGCUUCUGUCUCAACUGAUGCUACAAGGCAAUCAAUUCAGUGGCGGGAUCCCAGAUUUCUUGUCAGGAUUUGAGAUGUUGCUCGAGUGCAGCUUGAUUCCUUCAGAGUUUGCAAAUCUGAAUAGACUACAGACUCUUGAUGUCUCUAACAAUAAUCUGACCGGAGAACUAACUUCAUUGCGUGAUCUUAGUUCAUUGCUCCAGGUGAAUGUUUCAUAUAAUCAGUUCACUGGUUCUUUUGCCGAAAAAUUUGUUAAACUUGUUGGUUUCCUUUCCAAGCUCAUUUCACGGGCAAUGCAGGCCUUUGUUGUCCGAAGGUGA
This is a messenger RNA of Dioscorea cayenensis subsp. rotundata (Guinea yam), 1389 nucleotides long. Its product is annotated as leucine-rich repeat receptor-like protein kinase PEPR1. Gene Ontology annotation, molecular function: protein binding. The coding region runs from base 1 to 1389 and encodes 462 amino acids. The transcript has 6 exons. Lineage: Eukaryota; Viridiplantae; Streptophyta; Magnoliopsida; Dioscoreales; Dioscoreaceae. The record is from RefSeq and is a predicted model, not a curated record.